AUGGAGGAACACCAAGAGGAAUAUGAUGACCAGAAAAUGGAGGAGUUGAAGGAAAAGUAUCCGAACUAUGAAGAAAUGGAUAUAGAAACUUUAGAUAGUGAAUUACCAAUCCUUGGCAAGGAUCUUUUGGAAAGUGAAACUACUGAGGAGACCCAGGAUAUUAACGAGGAAAUUGAUUACGUACAGGAACUGAGGAGGAGAAAAACAUUAAGUGAAGACCUUACGAGAGAGCAAUUAGCUGAGAAAUUCCCUGGCCUAUCUAAUCUACCAUAUGAUGAUUUAAUGGAUAGGGGAGACAGACUGUUAAAUGAACUAAUACUAUCCGAUUUGGACGAAGACAGUUUCAAAGAGAAGUCGGAAGAACUGAGGUACGUCAGAAUGCUAUCAAAUGAUUACCAAAGAGAGUCAAACUUAAAUAAACUUCUCAACUUAAGAGAUAAGGUGAAAAAGAGGGAUCUCAUUAAACGGGAUGAUCGUAGGAGACUGCAGAGGCUCAGGUUAUGGGCAAGAGAGAAUGCAGGCAUCUUAUCAGCUGUUAUAAUUUCAUCAUCAGCUGUAAUCAUAGGACUGGUUGCAUCAACUAGAAACAUAUUGUGGAAAGUAGGUGACACAACAGGAAAACUCGAUAAGCGAAUCAGUGAGUUGGUAAACAAUCAAAUAGAACUACCACCUGUAUUUCAGAAGAUAGCCGAUGGAGUAGAGUUAGCAGCGGAUAAUAUAUGGAUAAUCAUUGUUUGUGCAGCAGUAGUUUUACUGUACAUAUACAACUAAACAUUACAUAUUGUAUAAAGUAUGAAUACCACAGAAAGAGAACUCCAGCCUGGCUUCAGGAGGAGCCGCAUGACAUCUGUAAAAGGACCAAGAACUAGAAGUGUCGUAACAUUUAAUCCAACAACUAUCAGCCCGGGUGAAGAGCUGUACAUUAACAUCCCUAAGCUAAAACCCGACUCUUGUUUAGUUCCAGGAUCACUGGCACUAUUAUUUGACUUCAAGAAUUCCAAUACAAAAAGCCACUUUAAUAAUAACCUGUCUAAGUUGAUAGCUAAACGUCUUCAGAUUAAAGUAGCCGGUGAAACAGCUUAUGACUGUUCAGGAGAGAGUUUGUACGAAGUAUACAAAGAUCUAUGGCUAACGCUAGGUGAUAGGAAAAAGAUGACGGAACAGGGUCUUGCAAGUGAAAAUCUCAGGAAGUUAAUAUCAGGUGAUGACUCAGGAGCAAAGGUAGGUGAUGCCAAUAAAGUAGCAGAUGCACUUCUCCACAGUGUGUAUGGAUCUAAGCUGAGAAAACCAAUUGAUAAAAUAAUUGCAGAUCAUGGACUCUACACACCGUUCUCCAUGAAUAACAAUCCUAUGUACAUCCUCACACUCCCGCAAUCAGAUGAAAUUAUGACUGCCCAAGGAGGUGAAGCUAAGGGUAAUUAUAAACUGGACAAUCUUGAGUUAGAAUAUGAGACCAUUGAAAAUGACGCCCUUGCAGGUGAAGUAUCAAGGAUGUAUUCAACAGGCCGCUCACUGUCUUACAAACAUGUCACACUUAUGCGCACAAGUAAUUGGGGCAAAGAUCUUACCAUUAUCAAUGAAAACAUAAAUAUCCCCAGAAAGAGCAUGUCAGCAAUUGUCCUUCUAUUUACCAGUAGAGUGAGAACUGAUUCUGAAGAGUAUAUUUACCCAAACAUUGAUAAAGUGAACCUUACCAUUGAGGGGGUGCCUAAUGCAGUUUUCUCCCAAGGACUUCAUAAAAAUAGGUUCUUCGAAGAGGCAAAACGAUUUUUCUGCCCUAUGUGUGAGAAAUCUAUGGCAGAUGAAUUUAUGUCUAUCAGCAGGUUCUUCAGUAGUGGUUUUGCUCUAGUAAUUGAUCUUAGAACGACUCAGGAUGAUACCACCGGAGGAGGAAGGAAGAUUGUCAACACGCAGUCUGGAGUACUUAUGGAAAUCAAGAAGCAAGCCACAACAGCUGACGUUCAGUGCAACAUUUUUGUUGUAUCAGAUGCCCUCCUUAACUUUGCCAAUAGAGAUCUAUCUAGUAUUCAAUACUAGCUUGCACCAACGGUAAAGCAUAGAGAUGCAACUUGAACCACCAUUCAACAUGCUCAUAGUAGGAAUGACAGGAAGUGGUAAAACUCAGUUCUUACUUAACAUGCUAGAAAUAGAAUACAAUAAAGUUUUCGAUUAUAUUGUGAUUAUAUGUCCAACAAUAGAAUGGAAUAUGACUUACAUUAAUUGGGCUCAUAUUAGUGAUCAUGGAGUCAUACAAAUUCCAUGUUCACAAGAAAUGAUCAAUCUAGUUCUGAAGGCAGUGUCCACCAUAUUUCGUGGAACUCAAACGCUAAUCCUCAUUGAUGAUUGUGCUGCAGGUCAGGAUGUAAAGAAAAGAGUCUCAGAACUGGUGCGCCUAGCAUUCUCCGCAAGACAUUACAACCUAUCUGUCAUUGUACUUACCCAACAAUUAUCAUCAAUUGCAAAACCAUUCAGGGAGAACAUUUCCAGGCUAGUUACAUUCUACAACCCUAGUCGUAGGGAUAUGAAGGUGAUAACAGAUGAUUACCUAAGUGGUGUUCCUCAGGAGACAAUUACAGAGAUUACGAAAAUAUUAAAAGAUAAGAAGUUCACCGCACUAGAUAUACUACUUAUUCACUUUUACACAUACACUAUCAAACAAAACAUCACGUAGGAUAUAAAAGAUGGGAUCUGAAUCUGAUGAAGAAAUAUCUGCAGCUGUGAGGGAAGUAGAAGAGGCCGCAAAGACACCGCAAAAGAAAGCUAAGUCUACCGCAAGAAAAACUAAGUCAGCCGCAGAUAAGUCGCAAACUGAAAGCAAAAGAGACAAGCUUAUAGAGCUAUCUAGGGAUGGUGUAAUAGAGAAGUCCGCAAGUUUUAUAAGAAAGUCCAACAAGGAUGUUGUGGAUAGACUAUACCAUGCGUAUGAAAGUCAGAGGAUGUCAUGCGCAAGUGACUUCCUAUCAACACUUAUAAUUUCAAAGUUUGCUUCUAUACUGGGGAGUUUCGGUGCAGUAGCAUCUUCAGAGAAACUGUCAGAGGAACUACUUAGCGAUAAACUUCUAAAGGAUGACGUAUGUUAUUUAACAAGAAUGAUAUCCCCAAACAUUCCAUUCAUAGGUUUAAUAUCAGGUGGUUGUACAACAGCCAAGCAUGUUGUUGCGCAUAAGUGGAACAAGAAGGAGGAACCUGAGGAAAUAUCUGAGGAAGCCAAACAUAUCUUAUUAAAUACAGAAGAAUGUCAGGAUACGAAUGGGAUAACGCUUGGGAAGGAACUGAAUUUGAAGACAUAAUUAAUGGACUGAUUGAGAGAGCUGAGGCUAGCGAAAAGGGACUUAAGAAGAUACAGGAUACCCUUAAUGCAUUGGAGAAGGACAUACACGCGUUCAAGGAAAAGGUUGUUGGGCCACUCCAGUAUGACUUCUAUACCUUCAAAGAUGACACUAUCAAAACAGUUGUAAAGAUAUACAAGGAACUCCAUGAGUCGUAGUAUUUUAUUUGAUGUAGGAAGUACAUAGUAAGCAGCUGGGUGGGUAGAGGGAAUGCUGAUACUAGGAAAGCAGUUCAGAGAGCGAGAUGGGGGUAAGCGUAUACAGAAUACGUAAGGGUGUCCUCGAGGACACCCUUCAUAAAUCGAAAUUAAAUACUUAAUAAAAUAGGUCCAAAAAUUUUUACAUAUAUAAUAUAGAGAAAGAUGGAAAAACUCUUCAGAAACCGAGAUCUUAACGUUAGUGUGAGAACUAUUGAAAGAGAUGGGGAGGUAUUAUUCUACGCAAAGGAUGUGGCGGAAUCCCUAGGGUACUUAAACCCACAGAAGGCCGUCAGGGAUCAUGUAUGGGGAUUAAAUAAAGUAUUACUGGGAAAAGCCAAAGGGGUGAACGAAACGUUCACCCGGAAAACUAGGGGUGAACGUUUCGUUCACCCGGAAAACCGUCAACAACAUACGGUUCUUUUAUAUGAAUCAGGAGUGUACCAGCUUACUUUCAAAUCCAAACUUCCAAUAGCUGAGGACUUCCAGGACUGGGUAUUCAGGGAAGUCCUCCCAUCUAUACGAAAAACUGGCACAUACAGUUUACCAGAUAGAAGGUCACUUAGAUACAACCAAAUGAUCCUAUUAAACGAAACAGACCUCCACCACACAGUCGUGAGUUACAUCAGGGACAACUACCCAGAGGCUGUGGUAAUACCCGGUCUAGGUGAGUAUCAGGACACAUCAUUUAAGAGAUGUGAUGCCUGGAAGAAGGGAUACAAAGGUGGUCAGCCAGAUAUUAUUAUAGAGAAUCCUAUGGGGAAGUAUAAAGGAUUUGCAAUUGAAUUCAAGUCUCCCAAAGGCACCGGAGUCGCAAGUGAAAAGCAAGUGUUAUGGUUCCACAAGCUUAUGAAGAUAGGUUACAUGGUGAUGGUGUCAGAUGACCUUGUAAAAACUUGCAUUAGAAUCAACGAAUACUUUUCACUUAAGAAGGUCGCAAAGAAGGUCACAGUGAACAACACACAGUGCGCUGUAAGGUUGUACAGACCUAGGUUCAGUUCAGGUAAGUACUAGUCAGGUCAUCUCACCAGUAGAUUUGAGAUACCCCACCAGUUAUCUCACAAGUAGAUUUAAGUUACCUCACCAGCAGAUUUAAGUUAUCUCACCAGUUAUCUCACCAGUAGAUUUAAGUUAUCUCACCAGUAGAUUUGAGACAUCUUACAAGUAAAUUUGAGUUAUCUCACAAGUAGACUCUAGAUGUCUCACAAGAUAAAACCCAGUUAAACCUAAGGUAUCUUACAAGUAGAAUGGAAGAUAAACCUGAGCAAAUCCAAGCACAAGUAACAAGUGAAAAGAAGAAAGACCCAAAAAGAGUAGCUGCAGGAAAACGGUUAGCUGCAAUCAGCAGAAUAGCAAAGGAGAGGAAAAAGAAACUUGCAGAACCUGAGGAGUCAUCCAGCAAUAACAUGAUCGCAUAUGUAGGAGUGGUCAUCGCAUUGGUAUCCCUUGCUCUAGCAUUUAAUCAGCAUCAGAGGGAAACAAAGAAACCAGAACCUAAGUACAUCCCUGAAACUGUAGAAGUAACCAGGAAAGCUGAUGCGUCUAAGUUAGAUUCACUUGAAUGAUACGUUAAACAUAAUAUAUAUUAUAGCAAGAUGAGUAAAGAAUCAAAGAUGACCGCGGAAGUGUACAACGCAGUGUUACUUACAGCAGGAGCAGUUGGUAUAUCAAUGGCAUAAAAAAAACUAUUGAAAGAACCGUUAGGAACCCCAGAGAAUGUAAAAGGAAUGGUAAAGCUAGCUGUCUCAGUUAGCCUCUCAUCUCUACUAGUCUCUUACCUGAAAGAAAAGAAGUAUAUACCAGAUGAUCCAUUCAAACCUAAGUAAGACUAUACAAUGGCGGGAGCAGUAGCAGGAGGACUCUUUAACGCAUUUGCAUUUGCUGGAGCGGGAUUCUUAUUCAAAAUGUUUGACAAGAAUGGAUACGCUGAGGAGGCCCACAGACAUAACGUUGCAAUGGAGAACUUAACAGCCGAAAGAGAGAAGUACCUUGAAGAGGUCACUAAUAGAAGAAAUAGGAUUGCUGAACUAAAGUCGGAACUAGCCGAGGCAAAUAAGGAUAUUAAUUCAACGAAUAAGUCACUGGAACUCGUUAGAAGAAUCAAUGAGUUAACACGCACAGCUAUGCCGAGAAGACCGCAAUUAAGCAAUCACUACAAACCUAGCUCAGAGAUGGCAGAAUACAUGGCAAUAUUCGGUUUAAUUACAGGUGGGGUGGUUGGAGGGGCGGCUUAUUUAUUGCUAAUACCACAAUAAAUUUUUACAUAUAUAUUAUAGAGAAAUGGAUUGGCUUGCAAUGGUAGACGUUGACGAAGUGGUAGCCCUGGGAAAAAGGGUGGACACCAUAGAAGAACUGGAGGCUGCAGUAAAAAAAUAUGUGGAAUGGAGAAUAAUAAGGAGGCGUAAAAAUAAACCACAAAAACAAGCAGAAAAUUUUAACACAUAUAGUAUAGGGAAUGGACUGGCUGACACUGGUAACACCUGA
Molecule: messenger RNA, 6010 nt
Organism: Paramuricea clavata
Lineage: Eukaryota; Metazoa; Cnidaria; Anthozoa; Malacalcyonacea; Plexauridae
Source: the annotation of a GenBank genome assembly